CCUUUUCUUUAUCCUACUCUAGUUUUUUUCAUAUUUCAUGAGCAUUGUAUAGGACAAUUGAGCGCUUUUAACUAUUAUUUACAUUUAAUAAAAAUGUUCUACAACUGACUGAUACCAAAGUAGCUGUUCGACGGAUCGAGCUGAAAUUUGGCACACUAAUAAUUAUUACGAUAUAGAGAUUCGCUGAGAAUCGAUUUUGAAAAUUCAAACCACUAAGGAGGUUAAAUAGGAGAUGAAAAUCGGGUGGUAAACUAAUAAUUAAUAGAAGUACAAAGAUAUGAGAUGAAAAAAAAACUUUUGAAGUUAAACGGUUUAAUUGUAAACAGAAAAAUGUGCCCCACGAUUUUAUUUUAGUCCAAUCAAUGCAUAAUAUGUUUAAAAUUUGUAUAUUUCAAAAACGUCGUCUUUUAUUAUAGGUAAUUUAGAUUAGUCUAUAAAUACAUUGCAUUGUUAGGAUUUUAUGUGAACAUAGAUAUCUCCACAAAACGAGUAGUUUAUGAGUUACUUUAUUUUGAAAAUGUAACAAUGUAUACAUAUCAGUAACCAUGAUUGUAUUCUUUCAUUUAUUUUUUAGCGUUUAGUAACAUUUAUCUGCAAAAAUUUUCUGUUUCCAAUAAAACCGUUUAACUUUAAAAGUUUUUUAUUUUAUUUUGAAGUUUUUAGUUUUUAUUUCUUAAUGUAUUUAAUUCGUCGAGUGCCUCAUUAUUGAAAGGUUUCUUGCCAGUUAAUUUAUUGCAGUCCAACUGCUCAAUACGUAAUCCCUCCAAAUAUCUCACUCUACUAAGGGCCACGUAGGCUUGACCUUCCUCAAAUAGUUUCGCGCCCAAGUAUACGACUGCGGGAUUUACAGUGCUGCCGUGCAUUUUGUGCACCGUGGAAGCCCAUGACAAUAUUAAGGGCAACAUUCGUCUUUCAGCCGUCCCGUAAUUAAACUUGGCUGGAAACUGUAUGGCUUUCGGGUGUAUAAGAUGCCGUCUCUUUCAAAGUCAAUUCGAACCAAAGGUACGUCUGAGUUCGACGAAAUACGAUUUCGUUGAUGUAUCCUAUAGCGCCAUUUACUAACCCCUUUGAAACGUCCAUAUUGGACCGCAACAUGACAUACAAGAUCUUGACUUGGGUGGGAGAUUCUAAUUGUGAUUUUGUAUAGUGCACUAUAUUAUAAUUUAUAACAUUAACAUAUGUUUAUAACAUAUGUAUUAUAAUUAAGCCCUUUAAUUUGAUAACCAUAUUGAUGGGAUUGAAUAAAACUAUAUUAUCCGCCAAUUUGUAGCGGUGGCCAUCUUUGAGUUAGGUUUUGUAUAGUGCACUGUGUUUUACUUAACAAGUCCUUUCACUUGAUACCCAAAUUGAUGGGAUUGAAGAAAAAACUACAUUAUUCGCCAUUUUGUAGCAGCGGCCAUCUUAAAUUUUAAUUUUGUAUAAUCAACUGUAUUCUUCUUAACAUGCACUUUCAUUUGAUAUCUAUAUUGAUGGGAUUUAAAAAAAAAUAAGUUGUCUGCCAUUUUGUAGCGGCGGCCAUCUUGAAUUCACAAUAAUAUUGAAUAUACAUAAUUGUAUUGUCACCAGAAUCAAAGGCGUAUACCAAAUUUCAGAUCAAUCAGCUGACGGAAAUAGGAUGAAAUUUCAAUUACCAAAUUUGACCCACCACGAACGAAACAAACGGGGUAAGGUAAAUAAAACCGUUUAAAAAUUAUAUAAAUUUAUGUUUAAAAUUAAAUAAAAUAUGUACUUAAAAAUGGAGAAAUACAUAUACCCGUCUAACACCCCGUAGGUUUUAAAAAUUCUUAUUUAAAGACCGCUUGGAAUCGUCCAGAAAUGAUUUUUAUUCUAAUUAAUAACUGUUUUUUUUUGUUCACAGAUUGUAACGCAAGCAAUAAUCAAACACAAAAUGAUGGAUCGGGCGAUCAAUUUACUGUACAGAAAAUAUAAUACAAACAUUGGUGUGGAGUUGCGGUGAGAGGGCAUGGAGGGCGCGGACGACCGCGAUGAGCUGCUCGAAUGGGAGGCGCUGUACGUCGGUCUCCCCCACAAUCUCACCUGGAACUCAACCGAAUGGGAGCUGCCCAGUUGGAACGCCACCGCAGUGCCUAACGCAACCUGGGGAGCGUCCGCGCCCUUCGAUACCCCCUCUGCGCUCAUCCGAGCUGCUGGCAAAGCCGUUGUUCUCGGCUUACUUAUCCUCGCAACUGUAGUUGGUAAUGUAUUCGUAAUAGCGGCAAUACUACUGGAGCGACAUCUCCGUAGUGCCGCUAACCAGUUGAUCCUAUCGCUGGCCGUGGCGGAUCUGCUGGUGGCGUGCCUGGUGAUGCCGUUAGGCGCCGUGUACGAGGUGGCGCAGCGCUGGACGCUGGGCCCCGAAUUGUGCGACAUGUGGACUUCGGGCGACGUACUCUGCUGCACAGCUUCAAUUCUACAUUUAGUCGCGAUCGCUCUUGAUAGGUACCGAGCCGUAACGAACAUCGACUACAUCCAUGCAAGGACAGCAGGACGAGUGGGAGUAAUGAUAGCAUGUGUGUGGAUCGUCAGCUUUCUCGUGUGCAUUGCCCCUUUAUUGGGCUGGAAGGACCCAGAUUGGAACCGACGAGUCUCUGAGGACCUGCGGUGUGUCGUCAGUCAAGACGUCGGCUACCAGAUAUUCGCGACAGCUUCUUCGUUUUACGUGCCAGUGCUAAUAAUCCUUAUACUGUACUGGCGGAUAUACCAAACCGCUAGGAAAAGAAUACGUCGGCGGCGGGGGGCUACGGCACGUGGAGGAGUGGGGCCCCCACCUGUGCCAUCUGGCGGUGCGCUUGUCGCUGCGGGUGGCAGCGGAGGUAUCGCGGCCGCUGUUGUCGCAGUCAUCGGCCGUCCGCUGCCCACUAUCUCGGAAACUACUACCACAGGCUUCACAAACGUCUCAUCGAACAAUACCAGCCCAGAGAAACAAUCCUGUGCAAACGGCCUCGAGGCGGACCCUCCGACGACAGGUUACGGCGCCGUCGCCGCUGCGUACUACCCCACACUAGUACGGCGUAAACCCAAAGAAGCUGCAGACUCCAAGAGGGAAAGAAAGGCAGCUAAAACAUUGGCAAUAAUAACCGGUGCGUUCGUAGCGUGCUGGCUUCCGUUUUUCGUGUUGGCGAUAUUAGUACCCACGUGCGAUUGCGAGGUGAGCCCUGUGCUGACAUCAUUGUCGCUAUGGCUAGGUUAUUUCAACUCUGCGUUGAACCCUGUGAUCUACACGGUGUUCAGUCCUGAAUUUCGGCAUGCAUUUCAGCGGCUGCUAUGUGGACGACGGACGCGUCGUCGUCGUGCACCCCCGUAGCACGUAGCUCAUCCCCUGUUCCCCACCCCUACCCGACUGACCUCGAAUAGCUCGAUACAUUAUGUUACCUUGUUACAUUUUUCAGAGAUAUAUUUACACCCCUUUACUUUUGUAUAUGAUGGAUGUGAAUACGAAUACCUGUCUAGAAAAUAAAUUAUGAAUUCUCUUUAGCCAUUGUAGUUUUAAUUAAGCCAACUAGCUAAGAAUAUCAUAACUAAUUUCAGUUGGUGAACAUAACUCGCAUAAGUGGUUUAUUAUAUUUUCACGCGCAUUGCUCACUGAAUAAAACUACUUUUAAACAGUUUUUUAUAUACGCGAAACACGCCACAAAACCGUUUAAAAGAAGUUUUAUUUAAUAAUACGCAGUACUUAAAGUUUUGAAGUGCAAUGGAAAAAUUUUCCAUUAUAUUUAUUUUUUCAACCAGUCGAAUAUUUGGAAAACAAUAUCUCGUCAAACACAACAUGUACAAAAAUGCACAAGUUUCACAACAAACAUUUCUACCGUAAAAUUUUAUGAAAUCAACGUAAACCAAGUCGAUUAAUACAGAACCUAUUUUUCUGUAAGAGCGUUUAUCCAACCUUGUCAUAGAUUUAGGAUUACUUAAUAAACGUAAUUACACCUAAUAAUCACCUAAGUACUUCUAAACCAACAAA
This is a messenger RNA of Diatraea saccharalis (sugarcane borer), 3958 nucleotides long. Lineage: Eukaryota; Metazoa; Arthropoda; Insecta; Lepidoptera; Crambidae. The record is from the annotation of a GenBank genome assembly.